AUGACCCGAAAUCCCAAACGCUCUAUCCUACGUAAAGAACAAUCCGAACGAGAUCGGAUGAAGCAUAUUAUAGAAUCUUCCGGUUAUCAACAAAGCUUGCAGGACGAUCUAUGCACUCGACGAAUCCCUCUUGAACUCAUUGAUUUGGCUGGUGCUUGGAUGGCUAGUUGGAAUGACGAAAACAUUCUGGUGCAGUCUGCUGUGCACGCUUACGAGUCUUGGCGGUCGCACGUGAAUUUCAUUAGACGUACUCUAGUGCGUGCCCAGACUUCUUGCUCAUCGCUAGUAGUAUGUCUAUGGUAUAUGGACCAGUUAUGCCAUGGAAGUCGACAUGUAGUACAAUGGAAACAACCCAGGGAUCUCUUUAUGGCAUGCAUUGUAGUGGCCGACAAAUUUUUGGAUGAUGUGACGUGGACAAACCUGGAUUGGGUCGACCAUACACUUGGGGCUUACAGUCUACAACAGAUCAACAAUCUUGAACGGCAGCUGAUGGGUGCUAUGCAAUAUCGGUUAUUUGUACCCCACACGCAUUACGACGACUUUUGCGCUUAUCUCGAUUUCCGUGUACAUGCUCGACAGCUGAAUCCGUUCUUGGCAACCGGGUUGUCAUACCAUGAUAUAAAUGUCCUUAGCCAGUCACUUGUACCGCUGUACGCAGAUAGACUAAAGUUUACACUAAGGCCGAUGGAAGCUAUGAUGCUACUAGCAAAAAUUGUGACUGGAAUAUGUGUAGUAUAUGCAGCGACUGUAGCUGCAAUGGCAACUGUUGUUGUAUCGACCGAAUAUAUGCUUGCUCAGUCUCAGUGGACGAUGGCUGGGUGGGAGACCCACUUACAGGAACACAUUGUGACCUUGGCAGUGGACUGGAUGAUCCGCACCGAUGGAUUGGCCGGCUCAAUUCUUGAGAAUCCCCAAGCUUGUCUCGGUAUCACAUGUCUUUGA
Messenger RNA from Phycomyces blakesleeanus NRRL 1555(-), 942 nucleotides. RefSeq lists its product as hypothetical. Gene Ontology annotation, cellular component: nucleus; cyclin-dependent protein kinase holoenzyme complex. Gene Ontology annotation, biological process: regulation of cyclin-dependent protein serine/threonine kinase activity. Gene Ontology annotation, molecular function: protein kinase binding; cyclin-dependent protein serine/threonine kinase regulator activity. The record is from RefSeq and is a predicted model, not a curated record. Lineage: Eukaryota; Fungi; Mucoromycota; Mucoromycetes; Mucorales; Phycomycetaceae. The coding region runs from base 1 to 942 and encodes 313 amino acids. The transcript is spliced from 3 exons.